AUGGUGAACCAAACAAAAAGUGACCAGGGGAACUGCUUUAAGGGCUUUCGUUUUCUGCCUUUUCCAGCUCGUCGUGGUUCUCGUUCUGCUCUGUAUCCAGCGCCUCAGUUGCUUGAGAAUCUGCCGCUGAAAACAACCAAAGGCUCACCUUUCGUUCGAAAACACGAACAACCUUCUCCCAUCGAAUACUCCAGUGGCAGCGAGUCUUCCCCACUGAGGAACUCCGAGCCUCAGUAUACUAAUAUGUCUGGAACACCUGGUUCCAGCUUUCCUUCCCCAGCUGCUCCCGCCGGCACGCCUCCUGCUACGUCUGUCACCACAACCGCCCAGACACAGCACUCCCUGACCCGAACACAAUUCGAGCCAGUCACGGCGCACACCGCAAAGUGCGACCUUUGCAACGCCAGAAACGACUUGGGCAUGUCCCGAUGCUCGUCCUGCGGCUGGCAAUCCUGCCAUGCCUGCACGAUCAAGAACGGCUGCACGCGGACGCACAACGCUGGGAGCCGCGUGCACACUGGCCCAAUCGACCGGAACGAGCUUGUUUCAUCAAGUGCCUUGCCCAAGAGCAAAAAGAAGAAAGGUCUACCCAAGCGAGAGAACGCCAACAAGGUCCAGAAGGACCUGGCGAGGCGCUCUCAGCGCGGAUGUGGACGUGGGCGUGGAAGGGAGCAAGCGCAGACACCUCGCACCCAGUCUCAAACCAAAAGGGACCAGAGACAAGGUGUUCAUAGGGCUCGCAGUCCCAGCCGUACCCCCGAAGCCACCGUUAAUUCUCCCGUUUCCUUGGACGACUGGCAGUCCACCGCCCCGCUUCUCGACGACGAGGCCUUCACUCCCUCCACCGCCACCGACGUCGAUGAGGCUGAAGCCGAAAUGGACAAAGUCCUAGCCGGGGCUAGAAAUUUGUACGCCUUCAGCCUCGAGGCGCACGGCGAGUGGAUACAGGAGGAGCGAGAGAAGGAACCGGCGAGGAGGUGGUGCUAUCAGGCGUAUAAACUGAGCGAUCUUCAUGGGUAUGCGCAGGACCAGGCGGCUAGAGCGAUGGAGGAGUUUAGAAAGAGGGAUGGGUGGUGGGGUUGUUUUUGA
Aspergillus chevalieri is the source of this 1089-nucleotide messenger RNA. RefSeq lists its product as uncharacterized. The record is from RefSeq and is a predicted model, not a curated record. NCBI's taxonomy places the organism in Eukaryota, Fungi, Ascomycota, Eurotiomycetes, Eurotiales, Aspergillaceae. Bases 1 to 1089 code for a protein of 362 amino acids. The transcript has 2 exons.